Molecule: messenger RNA, 1874 nt
Organism: Cercocebus atys (sooty mangabey)
Lineage: Eukaryota; Metazoa; Chordata; Mammalia; Primates; Cercopithecidae
Gene: ZNF781
Product: zinc finger protein 781
Source: RefSeq, a predicted model, not a curated record
CCAGAAACAUGGCGGAACCGGCUGCGGGGAGGUUGCUUGAAUCCUCUCAGCUGUCCCCCGACCUAGUUGCUGGCACAAGCUGCGCCCGGAGACGUGGGAGCGUUCUCUUGUUUUCCGAGUGCACAGACUCAUCGGGUCACAACUUAUGCUUUUGUGACGCAAUAUGCUGUCUAGGUAUGACACCAAGGAGUUACCUCUUAAGAAUGGCACUUUUGAAAAAGAAUCGUUAAAAUGGAAAAUAAUAGAAAGAGUCAGAAGUUCUUGCCUCAAGGAAUCUUGUUUUGGAAAUGAUUGGAAAUGCAAAGGACUCUUUAAGAGACAACAGGAAACUAAAGAGGAAUAUUUCAGGCAUGUAACUGUGCCAUUUGAAAAAAUAUUAUCUGAAUUCAUCCAGCCUACAUCUUUUCUUCUAAAUCAAAUAAUUCAUACUGGAAAGAAACUCUAUGAACAUAAAAAAUGUGAAAAUCUUACUCAACAGGGAAGAAUUUGUAUCAUUGACAAGCUUGAUGAAAUGUGUGGCAAUGCCUCUGUAUUUUACACAAAUCAUAUGAAACAUCAAAUUUUACUGCAAAGAAAUGCAAUAUAUUUAAAGAAUGUGGCAAAGACUGCUUGUAACUUUCAACUAACUCAAUAUCAAAUAAGUCACGCUAAUCAGAAACCCUUUGAAUGUCAGAUAUGUGGAAAGCCCAUAAGAAAGCGUGCCUACCUUACCCAACAUAAUCAAAUUCACACUGGUGAGAAACCAUAUGAAUGCAAAGAAUGUGGGAAAGCGUUAUGUUGUUCAACAUUGAUUCAACAUAAGAGAACUCAUACUAAUGGGAAACCCUAUGAAUGUCUGGAAUGUAGAAAGAUGUUUAGGUGGAGUGCACAUCUUAUUCGGCAUCAAAGAAUUCAUACUGGUGAGAGACCUUAUACACGUAAGCAAUGUUGGAAGGCCUUUGCUUCUGUUUCUGAUUUAAUAGACAUCAGAAAAUUCACACUGGUGAGAGACUUUAUGAAUGUAAAGAAUGUGGGAAGGCAUUUAACAAUUGCUCAACUUCUAUUCAGCAUCAGAGAAUUCACACUGGUGAGAAGCCCUUUGAAUGUAAGGACUGUGGCAAAGCAUUCAAUAAUUGCUCAACACUUACUCAACGUCAGAGAACUCAUACUAAUGAGAAAUCUUAUGAAUGUCAGGAAUGUAAAAAGGCUUUUAGGCAAAGUGCACAUCUUACUCAACAUCAAAGAACUCAUACUGGUGAGAAACCAUAUGAGUGUGAGGAACAUGGGAAGGCUUUCACUUGUGCUUCUGACUUUGACAGACAUCAGAGAAUUCACACUGUUGAAAAACCCUGUGAAUGUAAAGAAUGUGGUAAAGCCUUUAAUAAUUGCUCAGCUCUUAUUCAACACCAGAGAAUUCACACUGGUGAGAAGCCUUAUGAAUGUAAGCAGUGUGGGAAAGCUUUUAUAUCCUGUUCAACACUUGUUCAACAUCAGAGAACACAUACUAAUGAAAAACCUUAUAAAUGUCAGGAAUGCAAGGCCUUCAAGCAGAGUGCACAUCUAAUGAGACACCAGAGAAUUCACAGUGGGGAGAAACCCUAUGAAUGUAAUGAAUGUGGGAAUGCCUUCAUUUGUUUUUCUGAUUUUAAUAGACAUCAGAGAAUUCACAAAGGAGAGAAACCCUAUCAGUGUAAAGAAUGUAGGAAGGUUUUUAAUAAUUAUCUAACUCUUACUUAACAUCAAAGAAUUCAUACCAGUGUGAAGCCCUAUGAAUGUAAGGAAUGUUGAAAGACCUUUACUUGGCUUUCAAACUUGAAUAAACAUCAGAGGCCAGGCGCGGUGGCUCACACCUGUAAUCCCAGCACUUUGGGAGGCUGAGACGGGCAGAUCAUGAG